AAAUAAUCACAAUAUUGAUGAAACAUGAGAGAGCAAUGGUAUAUAUCUGGUUAGCAAGUUAGGGAGGUGCCAUAGCAAGUUAGCAACUGGCCACCAUACAUAUCCAGCCAUGCAAGAAGCAUUGCUCCUCUUGGUGCUCAUCAUCUACCCAGCAACAGUGGUGUUAGCCACCUCUUCCGGGCCUCCCAUAUCAUUGCCUGGAUGCCCCGACAAGUGUGGCAAUGUAUCCAUCCCUUACCCCUUUGGUAUCGGUGAUGACUGUGCCGCAACCAGUCAUAACCGCUACUUUGCUCUGAUGUGCAACAACAGUUUGCAGCCACCAAGGCCGAUGUUUGGUGACCCUUCCAUAGCUGUAGAGGUCAUCGACAUCUCGCUGGAGCAUGGUGAGGUGCGUGUUUAUGGCGAUGUCAGCUACAUCUGCUUCACAUCAAACACAACCGUAUCAGACAGCUUCGAUGUCGGGUUAAGCCUGGAGAUCACACAAUUGAUCCCUUCCACCCGCAACCGGUUCACAGUCAUCGGCUGUAGUGCCCUGGGGAUUAUUCAAGGCAACACACCUGACCCUUAUGUGGCUGGUUGCUACUCCUACUGCCAAGACAUCAAAAGCACAUCAGAUGGUGCAUCAUGCGCCGGGAUGGGAUGUUGCGAGACAACCAUACCCCCAAAUCUCACCUACUUCGUGACACAAUUGCUCAACCAGAGUAGUGUGUGGCCAUUCAACCCAUGCUUCUAUGCGAUGCUUGUAGAGGAAGGGUGGUACAGCUUCAGGAGGCAGGACCUUGGAGGGCACCUUGGGUUCAUGAAGGAGAAGGCCAAUAGAGGUGUCCCAGUCGUUAGUGACUGGGCCAUUAGAAAUGGAUCCUGUCCAAAAGAUGGGGCAAAAGCACCUAAAGACUAUGCUUGUGUCAGCUCAAACAGCUACUGCGUGAAUGCAGGCAAUGGGCCAGGGUACCUGUGCAACUGCUCUGAAGGUUAUGAGGGCAAUCCUUAUCUACCCAAUGGUUGCCAAGACAUAGAUGAGUGCGAGCUGCGUAAACAGGACGUUAAGUACAAAACACUUUAUCCGUGCGAAAAUGGGCACUGUCGCAAUACACCAGGGAGCUAUAGAUGCAAGUGCUGGGCAGGAACAAGAUCAGAUGGUACAAAUUCUGGAUGCCGACCUGUGCUUAGCCAAGCUGAAAAGGUGGUCAUAGGCCUAAGUGGUUCUGCAAUGGUACUGAUAUCAUUGGCAUGCUUAGUGGUCAUGAAAUCACAACGAAGGAAGUAUAAGAAGGAGAAGGAUGAGUACUUCAAACAAAAUGGAGGUCUCAAAUUAUAUGAUGAGAUGAGGUCAAGGCAGGUUGAAACCAUCCAUAUACUUACAGAGAAAGAGAUUAAGAAAGCUACAGAUAACUUCAGUGAAGAUCGUGUUCUUGGAUGUGGUGGCCACGGAAUGGUCUAUAGAGGAACUUUAGAUGACAACAAAGAAGUCGCCAUAAAGAAGUCCAAAGUAAUUGAUGAUGAUUGCAGAGAAGAAUUUGUAAAUGAGAUAAUAAUUUUGUCACAAAUUAACCACAGGAACAUUGUAAGAUUACUGGGAUGCUGCUUGGAGGUAGAUGUGCCUAUGCUGGUCUAUGAGUUCAUUUCCAAUGGUACCCUCUUUGAGUUUCUUCAUGACUAUGAUCACAAAUCACCAAUCCCCUUGGAUCUUAGACUGAAGAUUGCUACACAGUCAGCAGAGGCUCUUGCAUAUAUUCAUUCAUCAACUUCCCGGACAAUUCUGCAUGGAGAUGUCAAAUCCCUCAAUAUACUCUUGGAUAAUGAAUACAACGCAAAAGUUUCAGAUUUUGGGGCAUCGGCACUGAAGUCCAUGGACAAAAAUGAUUUCAUUAUCCUUAUCCAAGGAACUCUCGGUUAUAUAGACCCUGAGAGUUUUGUCAGUCACCGUCUAACUGACAAAAGUGAUGUAUACAGCUUCGCAGUUGUUCUUUUAGAACUAAUGACCAGAAAGAAGGCCAUAUACAUUGAUAUCUCUAAUGAAAAGAAAGCAUUAUCUCAUACUUUCAUACUGAUGUUCCACCAGAAUGAGCUCCGGGAUAUGUUGGAUAGUGAAAUAGUAGAUGAUGAAGUUAUGGUAGUACUUGAGAAACUAGCUGAACUAGUCAUGCAGUGCCUGAACCCAAAAGGAGAUGAGAGGCCAACAAUGAAGGACGUUGCAGAACGCCUACAAAUAUUGAGAAGGCUCCAUUUGCAGCUAGUCACAAAGACACAACCUAUUCAAGCACAUUAUUCUUAUGGAGGGCCAUCAGCAUCUGUCCCUUCAGAUGAGAAGGGGUACCAGAGCACAGAGACAUCGAAACUGGUGUUGGAGAUAGAUCUUGCAAGAUAA
Molecule: messenger RNA, 2368 nt
Organism: Panicum virgatum (switchgrass)
Lineage: Eukaryota; Viridiplantae; Streptophyta; Magnoliopsida; Poales; Poaceae
Product: wall-associated receptor kinase 2-like
Exons: 3
Coding region: 110-2368 (752 amino acids)
Biological process (GO): cell surface receptor signaling pathway; protein phosphorylation
Cellular component (GO): plasma membrane
Molecular function (GO): polysaccharide binding; ATP binding; protein serine/threonine kinase activity
Source: RefSeq, a predicted model, not a curated record